This is a messenger RNA of Aspergillus ruber CBS 135680, 922 nucleotides long. RefSeq lists its product as uncharacterized. NCBI's taxonomy places the organism in Eukaryota, Fungi, Ascomycota, Eurotiomycetes, Eurotiales, Aspergillaceae. The record is from RefSeq and is a predicted model, not a curated record. Bases 204 to 677 code for a protein of 157 amino acids. The transcript has a single exon.
AGUCUCGGGGAAUGUCAGGGAUAACAUCGCAGAGAUUAUUCUGGCAAUCAUCCACACCCAUACUUGUACCCAUAGACCAGUUGGAUUCUUCCGAUGCUCCAUAACACACUGGGUACCACCUUUUCCAUGCUCUCUCCACCCGGACAAGAAAAUUCCCCCGAACUGAUUCAUCACAGCAUUGCUGACCGAAACCGAACAGGAAUAUGUCAAGCAAGACUCGCUGGUUACGGAGUUCUACUACUCCAAAACAUCAUAGAAUAACCUCAAUUAACCGUCCGAUCAGCACACCAGCGAUCCUUGUCUCUACCACAGGGGGCAACGUCAGCCAUUGCCAAUCUCCCAGCCGUGUGUGCUUGGCGGAUGGACCAGUUAAACACUUGGACACUUUCCGGUCUUUGGGAUUGGGUGACAAUCUCGACUCGUGGUUGGCACUGGCGUUGGAGGAUAAUCCGUCUGUGUGUUCAUCCCGGCGAUUGCCAUGUGAAUUUUCUACUUGUACUAGUAGACUAGUAGAAACGCUCUGUCUAGCGCAGAUGCGGCCUGAUAAUGGGUGCGAUUUUCGGCCGAAUAAUAACUGUUACUCCUUGGCUAAACUUUAUGCCGUAGUGGCUUCUUGGCUUCUCUCCGGCCUACUCUGUACGGCUGUGGCAGUUGGGACUGUCGGGGCCUGUCGAUAGGGGCGGUACGGCUCGAGCAUCCAAGGUACUCCAUUAUUGUCGUUCAUUAUUCUAUCGUACACUCUUAUCAUGACAGACCCUGAUCAUCAUAACGUCCACUGGUCGAAAAAUCCCAUGAUUAGCGGCGUCGCGUCCACAUACGUCCCAUCCGGAUUAUCACUGUUCGGCUCCGUGCUCGGCCACGCAUGUCCUAACCCCUCAAUCCGAUAAUGCACCACCUCCCCAUGGUCCCCGAACCUCGAAGU